AUUUUGUAAGAAGAAUGCAAAGAUUGAUUGGAAGAAGCGAGCAAAGAAAAUCCGACAUAAGACGAAUUGAAUCUGUUUCUUCUCGCUCUGUCUUUCCACCUUCACCAGAAGCUCCUUUCUCUGUUCCUAAGCGGAGUUAGGGGGUCAAAUUGAAAACGUUUCCAGUUACAAACAACAUACGUUUUUGUUUUUUGUUUUUGUUUUUGUUAAUGUCCUUGCAUUCUCUUUUCCUUUCCCUCGCUUUUCUCAUAAGCCACUCAACAAAAUUCGCCCCUAAACUUUAACAGAGGAUCCUUCUUCAACGCAAUUCCUCGCCCCAAUGAAAGAAUCAAGUAAACUGCAAUCAGAAGAAAAUAAAGUCUCCAAUGAUAAAAAUAAGAAAAGAAAGCUGAAAACACAAUCCCAACUUUUUGCCUUGGAGACAUUUUAUGAUGAGCACAAGUACCCCACAGAGGAAAUGAAAGCAGAACUUGCUGAGAAGUUACGAUUGACAGAAAAGCAAAUAUCUGGGUGGUUUUGCCACAGAAGGUUAAAGGAUAAAAGAUUGAUGAAAGACGAAGCUGUCGCUAAUGGACGGCAAGAUCGUUCAAGUGGUGUCAUCCAGGAUCGUGGCAGUGGACUUGGGCAAGAUUCUUGUGGAAGCAGUAAACAUGCUGAUUAUAGGUAUCUGGAUGCUAAGGAGGUUGAGAGCCAUGACUUCUACAACAACGAAAUUUCUGUUGCAGACAUGACACACAGACAUAGGAGCCAUUAUCCUGAAAAUGUUAGUGCAGUGGAUGACACAUCAUCUGAGAGCAGCUCCUUUUUGCAAGAAAGGGCUUUUGCUCAAGGUCAGGAUCCAUAUGAUAUGGAGCCUUCUAGACAUCUUACACCUAACGGAGCUCUACCACCCCUGAAUCCCAAAGGUGCAGUUAACCUGGGAUACAAACCAUCAGGAUAUUUGAAAGUGAAGGGUGAGAUAGAACAUGCAGCUAUAACUGCUGUUAAGAAGCAAUUAGGAAGGCAUUACGAGGAAGAUGGUCCACUACUUGGUAUAGAAUUUGAUCCGCUUCCUCCAGGGGCCUUUGAGUGUCAAACUGAAGAUCCAGCUAAUGAAACAUUUUGUGUAGCGAAUCCUCCGCUUCUGAAUUCUCCAGAAAUCUCUGCUGCAAAAAAACACAAUCUUAGCUCUAGAUAUGAUUCGCAUUAUACUAAAUUUAAUUCCCAAGAUUUGCAUGUGGAACGAGCUGACUUUGGCUCCUUGCAUGAAUCUGAUUUCCAGGAUAAACAAGAUAAGAAAGCCCGUCAGAAUAUAAAACAAAGGCAACCUUACUAUGGUUAUACCAAUCAUGUUUCGGGAAGGAACCCUUUCCCAGAUUUGUAUGAAGAUUCUACUGGAGAAGCAUCUGGCUAUAACAGUGCUAAGAAUCAUAGAAUGAGCACCAAGCACGGGGUUGAGGGGAUGCGAUCUGAUUCUGCUUCUAACCAUAGUGAUCACUUUGAGGAGAAGCUUGCGGUCAAGACGAAAGACUUGAUGCUGCACGGUUAUGAUAAGAUCAAUCCAAAGAGAAUACAAAAGAGUGGACACGUUAAAUCUAAACCUUCUAGUUCAAUCCGUAGUUCCCGUGUUCCCGUAGAUACUGAGGAAAGGGGAUUAUCUGCUAGGAUGGCAAAGGAAGAGAUGAUUAAGGUGGAGCAGAAAGCAAAAAAUACAUACCGCGAUGUAGAUGGAGCAGGGAGGCUUUCAAAUGAAAUUCUGGUUGCAAAGAGAGCUAAAGUUGACAUGCUUCAACAAUACCAUGUGAAACCAUCACCUGUUGCUGAGAUGGAGAAAAGGAAAAUUCACAGAUCUGCUGCAGAGAUGCCUUCUAGCUUUAGUGAGGAUGAAACUGCUGAAACCAGUUCCUCACUAGAUUAUUAAAUGCUGUUGAUAGAUGGUUUUGUCUUAAUCCAUUGGGUAUGUACAUUCUAAAACGACACAUACGUUUUCCUUUAACAUGGAAACCACUGUUUCUGACAGCCAUGACAGUGACUCCAUUUACUGUUCUUUGUGCUCGCCUAUUUUUCCUUUGUAAAAAAAACAAUGAAAAAAAUGAAUUACUUCCCCCAUGUUAUUUUUUUUGUGUAAAAUUUCAUUUUCUGAA
Molecule: messenger RNA, 2123 nt
Organism: Vigna radiata var. radiata (mung bean)
Lineage: Eukaryota; Viridiplantae; Streptophyta; Magnoliopsida; Fabales; Fabaceae
Product: homeobox-DDT domain protein RLT2
Exons: 8
Coding region: 320-1900 (526 amino acids)
Molecular function (GO): DNA binding
Source: RefSeq, a predicted model, not a curated record